GUGUCGCGUCAUGAGCGGGCUCGAGGCCGGCGGUUAACGGGCGGCUCGAGCAUGGAAUUCAAAUUUAACUUCGACCUGGGGCCGCCGGAGCCGCCCGGGACUGGAGAGGCCGAGCGGUUUCCCACGCAGCCGGAGAGGGGCUCGGAGGCCGUGAAGGAACACGGGGUGCUCUGGGAAGAGCUGGAGAGGAUCCUGGAAGAUGCGGUAGUGGAGGAAGUGGCGGUGGCAGCGCCGGAGCCGCUGUGCCUCAGGCACCUGAACGUCUGGGCGGUGGAGCGGGCGCUGAGCCUGGAGGACCGCGGGGAGGCCGGCGUCUCCGGCGCCAUCGCCCGCCGCUCUGACCUCGUGCCCGGCGUCUACGAGGGAGGCCUGAAGAUCUGGCAGUGCACCUUCGACCUGAUCGAGCACCUGUCCGGUGUCGAGCUGGAGGGCCGGCGGGUCCUGGACCUGGGCUGCGGGGCGGGACUCCUGGGCAUCGUCGCCCUGAGGAGGGGGGCGGCCGAGGUCCACUUCCAGGACUACAACGGCUCCGUGAUCGAAGGGGUGACCCUCCCCAACGUGGCUCUGAACGAGGAGGAGGAGGAGGAGGAGGAACGGCCCGCGAAAAGGCGGCGAGCCCAGGGCCCGGAGCCCAGGCCGCUCUCCCGCUGCCGCUUCUUCUCGGGAGACUGGUCCCGGUUCGGCGACGUCCAUGGCGGCUCCUUCAAGUACGACCUUGUCCUGAGCUCGGAGACUCUGUACAACCCGGACAGCUACGGAGAGCUGCACGACGCCCUGUCCAGCUUGCUGUCCCAGGACGGGCUGGUCUACCUGGCCACCAAGUCCCAUUACUUCGGGGUGGGCGGCGGCAUCCACCUGUUCGAGAGCUUUGUCAAGCAGAAGGAGGUCUUUGACAUUCAGACAGUAAAAGUGAUCGACGACGGCCUCCAGAGAUGCAUCGCCACCCUGUCCUUCAGGAAAGCUCACUGUUGCUGACUCGCAAAUUGAGAUGCACUUUACCCGACCGCUGAACAGGUUUCAGGAAAUUAACAUUGAGGGUUUUGUUCUUUAAAAAGACAAAACCUCGAGGUGGAAUCCAUAGGGAAAUGGAUGAAAGCCUACUCUUCGCUGUGAAGUGUUGAAUCAAUGCAAAGUGACUGAAGUGCACAUGCUGGAAGAGUGUUUACAUUGCCUCGUGUCACAGGAUACAGAUAUUGAUAUGAAUUAGUAAAAAUACGUUUUGAUUUCAAGAGCAAAUAACUGAACAAAGCACCAUAGCAUACAGGGUUAUGAGCCAAGACUUGGAAAACGGAUUGGAAUAAAGAGACGCACGCUGACUGAUGCAGACAGAAUGAGCUGAAGGGUCUUUUUAUCCUCUGUUGUAAAAACUGACUCUUUUUAAUCUCUUCCAAGUACUUUGGAAGAAUUUAGCUGCUGUGAUUCGGAUACCUUGUAAAGAGUGGGUUAAGUGUUGGAAUUUAACAUAUUCUAAAAAAAAAUCCUCACUGGAUGAGGAUGUUGACCCUUGAGGAUAGUGAAGAGUCAACCAUUUAGCAGUAUCCCCAAGACAGAAAAAGAAAGAUCAGACUGACUCAGAUAUGAAUUCCCUGGUAAUAAAGUUCAAAAUUACAGAAAAUUACAA
Messenger RNA from Hemiscyllium ocellatum (epaulette shark), 1621 nucleotides. It is a transcript of the gene mettl18, whose product is annotated as methyltransferase 18, RPL3 N3-histidine. The record is from RefSeq and is a predicted model, not a curated record. The transcript has a single exon. Gene Ontology annotation, biological process: peptidyl-histidine methylation, to form tele-methylhistidine. Gene Ontology annotation, molecular function: protein-L-histidine N-tele-methyltransferase activity. NCBI's taxonomy places the organism in Eukaryota, Metazoa, Chordata, Chondrichthyes, Orectolobiformes, Hemiscylliidae. The coding region runs from base 52 to 975 and encodes 307 amino acids.